UUUUUGCGCCGUGAUUUAUUCAGUCGAGGGGAUGUUUCUGACUUCCGCUCGAAGUCGUCUCUCACCCUCUCUCGGACGUGCUCCCGCUUUGCGACUAUCUAACAGGACUUCUCCUAUAUUAGCUAUGGCGCCCCAACGGCGAAAGCAAUCUUCUGUUCCGGAGGGUUAUGUCGAGGAUCUUUCCAAAGGCAAAAUGCUUCGUUUCGAAAACUCCCUUCCCAAACUCCCCGUCCCGACACUUGAAGAAACCGCAAAGCGCUACCUAAAAUCCGUUCAUCCGCUACUUUCGGCUUCCGAGUACGAACGGACGACCAAGGCCGUGGAAGAAUUCAUUAAGCCAGGCGGCCAAGGAGAGACACUCCAAAAGAGACUUAUCGCUCGUCGCGACGACCCAAAGAUCAAUAACUGGCUCACCGAAUGGUGGAACUUUGCCGCUUACUUGGGCUACAGAGACCCUGUGGUCCCUUAUGUUUCUUACUUUUACUCUUACCGGGAUGACCGCCUACGUCGCAGCAACCCUGCCGCGCGUGCUGCCACCGUGACCCUUUCCGCUCUCGACUUCAAGCGCCAGGUUGACGAUGGAUCUUUAGAGCCAGAGUACUUGAGGAAACUGCCCAUGGCAAUGAGCUCAUACCAAUACAUGUUUAACUGUACCCGUAUCCCUGCUCUGCCCGCUGACUACCCUCAAAAGUACUCGCCCGAGGAGAACAAGCACUUUACUGUUGUCCGCAAAAACCAAUUCUUCAAGGUCCCCUACGUCGUCGAUGGCCAACAGCUCACAUCCGGAGAAUUGCAAAAGCAAUUUGAGCACAUCUAUGAACGUGCUGAGCAUCCCGUCAACCCUGUCGGUGUCUUGACCGCUGCAAAUCGUGACCACUGGACCGCGUCACGAGCAAAAUUGCUCGAAGCUAGCCCCGCUAAUGCCAAAGCAUUGAAAGACAUUGAGUCCUCUGCUUUCUUGGUCUGCUUGGAUGACGCUGCUCCUGUGACUCUUGAGGAGCGAGCACACCAGUACUGGCACGGUGAUGGAUGUAAUCGUUGGUUCGACAAGCCACUCCAGUUUAUCAUCAACGAUAACGGGACUGCUGGAUUCAUGGGUGAACAUAGUAUGAUGGAUGGUACUCCCACGCAUCGUUUGAACGACUACGUCAACAGUUUGAUCUUUGGCAACAAGCUUGACUUUGACAACACACCGGUCCGAUCUACACUUCCCCCACCAGCUCCCAUCAACUUCGAGCUCAACCUUGAGACCGAGAAGGCCAUCAAUGAAGCGCUCCAAGAACACAAAUCUCAAAUUGCUGCCCAUGAGUUGCGCGUACAAGCAUUCCAGGCUUACGGCAAAGGAUUGAUCAAGAAAUUCAAAUGCAGUCCCGAUGCAUACGUCCAGAUGGUGAUCCAACUCGCCUACUACAAGAUGUACGGCAUCAACCGACCCACAUAUGAAUCUGCGUCGACCCGUAAGUUCCAAGAAGGCCGUACCGAGACCACCCGAACCGUAUCCGACGAGAGUGUCGCCUUCUGUCGCGCCCACCAGGACCCCAAGGUCCCUCGCGAGGAAGUCGUCAAGCUGUUUCGCGAAGCUCUUAAACAACACACAAAGUAUACUUUGGAAGCCAGUGAUGGCAAGGGUGUUGAUCGCCACUUGUUCGGCUUGAAGAAACUAUUACAAGAAGGCGAGAAGCUGCCUGAAAUUUACCAAGAUCCUGCAUAUACCUACAGCAGCUCGUGGUAUCUGUCAACCUCCCAACUCAGUUCCGAGUAUUUCAAUGGUUACGGUUGGAGUCAAGUGAUUGACGACGGAUUUGGUAUUGCUUAUAUGAUCAACGAAGACAGUCUCCAAUUCAACAUCGUCUCCAAAAGACUCGGCUCAGAGCGCAUGAGUUUCUAUCUCAAUGAAGCCGCGCUCGAAAUCCGUGAUGUAUUAAUGCCUGACCUUUUGGCUGAGAAGGAGAAGGCCAAGUUGUAAACUUGUAUAUAUUUUUUUCUUUCCUUCAUCUUCUAAAGAGCUUCGUCGUCCGCGUGAAGUGGACUAUAUAGAUUUGAUACAGUAUCCUGUCAAGUGUUGACCAAUGAAUGAUAUGAGUUGAU
Talaromyces stipitatus ATCC 10500 is the source of this 2088-nucleotide messenger RNA. RefSeq names its product carnitine acetyl transferase. The coding region runs from base 32 to 1966 and encodes 644 amino acids. Gene Ontology annotation, cellular component: peroxisome; mitochondrion. Gene Ontology annotation, biological process: carnitine metabolic process. NCBI's taxonomy places the organism in Eukaryota, Fungi, Ascomycota, Eurotiomycetes, Eurotiales, Trichocomaceae. The record is from RefSeq and is a predicted model, not a curated record. Gene Ontology annotation, molecular function: carnitine O-acetyltransferase activity. The transcript is spliced from 4 exons.